AUGCACGGAAUCACAAAGGUGAUUCAUCAAAGAGUUGAUAUGCAGGCGAAAUAUGUUAAAGAACAGUUGAAAGUAGCAAAUAAGCGAAUUGUGAAAUUAACAAGUACACUGAAUGACAUUGAACGAUAUAGCAAACGGCGAGAUCUCAUUAUUAUAGGAAUUCCUACGAAACAAAUGGAAGAUACAACAUCAAUUAUUAUAGACCUGACUAAAUCAGUCAGCGUGAAUAUUGGCAUUAAAGACAUCUUUGCCACGCAUUUUCUACCUGUUCGUCGUGUAGAUUCUACUCAACCAGUAAUCGUCAGUUUCGUAUGUGCUGAUGAACGUCAAGUGAUAUAUUCGAAACACCAACGAUUGAAACAAAUGUAUAAUUAUAAACAAGUUUCCAUCAAUGAGCAUUUGACAUUAGUAAAUAAUACAAUCUAUGUGCGUGCACGGAAGAAAUUAGAUAAGCGACGGGUCUUCGUCCGGCAUGGGUCUAUUAUGAUGUGA
Messenger RNA from Didymodactylos carnosus, 492 nucleotides. The record is from the annotation of a GenBank genome assembly. NCBI's taxonomy places the organism in Eukaryota, Metazoa, Rotifera, Eurotatoria, Philodinida, Philodinidae.